GGUGGGGGAGGCUGGUGCCGCUCCCUCGCAGGCGGCGCCAUUUUGUGUUCCUAGCUGUGGCAGUCGCCCGAAUCGUGCGAGUUGGGCAGCGGAGAUAGGACCCUUCGGGAUGGCGGAGAUUUUGUCAGGCGUAGGCGAUUCCAGUUCUGUCACUGCAGGGCUCAGCUCCGCCUCCUCAGAGACCGGGACCCGGCGGCUAAGCGACCUGCGGGUGAUUGACCUCCGGGCCGAGCUGAAGAAGAGGAACCUGGAUAGCGGCGGCAAUAAGAGCGUGUUGAUGGACCGACUCAAGAAGGCAAUUGAAGAUGAAGGCGGUAAUCCUGAUGAAAUUGAAAUUACGUCUGAAGGAAGCAAGAAAACAACUCCGAAGAGACCCAGCAAAGCAGGACGAAAAACAGAAGAAGAGGGUGCUGAAGAUAAUGGACUGGAGGAAAACUCUGGAGAUGAACAGGAAGAUGUUGAAACAAGUUUGGAUAAUUUUCGAGAUAUUGACAUGAUGGAUAUCAGUGUCUUAGAUGAAGCCGAAAUAGAUAAUGGGAGUGCUGUAGAUUGCGGAGAGGACUACAGUGCUGAUAAUAUUCUUGACUCCCUAUCUGAUAGUAAAGAAAAUGCUGAUGCAGAAAUGAAGGAAUUUCCAGAUCAGCUUACAGAACAUGCUAUGGUGGACAAAGAGAGUGUAAACAAUUUAGAUACUUCAUCAUCUGACUUCACUGUGGUGCAGGAGAUUGAAGAUCCAUCUUUGGAGCCAGAAAAUGAGAAAAUACUCGACAUUUUGGGGGAAACUUGUAAGUCUGACCCACUAAAAGAAGAAGGUUCCGACCUGGAGCAGCCAUUUUCACAGGAUGCAAGUAGCGUGGGGCCAAACAAAAAGCUUGCAGAGGAAGAGGACAAUUUUGUCACCGCUCAUCCAGAGGAGGAUGCAUUAGAUUUGGACAGCGAGUCAACACAAGCAAUUGCCAGGAAGGCAGAAAAGCACUUAGAUACAGUGAAAAAGGAGAAAAUCGAGCAGAAAGUAGAUGAAGAGAAAAUGGACUCUGACACUGUAGUGGUAGAGAAUCUAAAUGAUCAGAGUAGCAGAGCAUCAGAAAAUGCAGAAGCUUCUAGCGAGGAAGCCCAGGAAACACCAGAGAAAGCCUCAAGCCCUGAAACCAAAGAUAGCAAAGAAGACGUUAAGAAAAGUGAAGAUGAAGCUAAUAAUGAAGAUUCAUCUGCUACUAAAGAGUCCUCUACCAAUGAGGGCGGUGAUCAGAAAAUGAGCUCUUUUGAAGAGGACUCAGAUACCAAAAGAGUCUCCAAAGAUGAAAAAGGUCAUGCCACUAGCAGUUGUGGUAGAAACUUUUGGGUUAGUGGACUUUCUUCUACUACCAGAGCUAUAGAUUUGAAGAAUCUUUUCAGCAAAUAUGGAAAGGUUGUUGGUGCCAAGGUGGUCACUAAUGCUCGAAGUCCUGGGGCUCGAUGUUAUGGUUUUGUCACAAUGUCCACAUCUGAGGAAGCAACAAAAUGUAUUAACCAUCUUCACAAGACGGAGCUUCAUGGGAAAAUGAUCUCAGUAGAAAAAACAAAAAAUGAACCUGCUGGCAAGAAAACUUCGGACAAGAGAGAAAGUGAUGGAAAGAGAGAGAAAUCAACUAACAGUGACAGAUCUACCAACAUAAAAAGAGAUGAUAAAAUGGACAAAAAAGAUGACACUAGAAAAGAAGAUGGAAGUGAUGAGAAGGAUAAAGAUGAACAGAAACCUGGAUCUGAUCGAGCUAGAGCUACUAAGUCAGGAAGUCGAGGUACAGAGAGGACUGUAGUAAUGGACAAAUCCAAAGGAGAACCUGUUAUCAGUGUAAAAACAAGUGGAGGAAAAGAGGGAGUCUCAAAGAGCCAAGAUCGCAAAUCUGCCAGUAGAGAAAAACGGUCUGUUGUAUCAUUUGAUAAGUCCAGAGACCAGCGAAAGAUGAGAGAUUCAGAGUCCCGAAGAGCAUGUGAAUGGAGUGAGAGAGAAGAACGAAUUCAAGCCUUACAGGAGCGAGAAGAAAGAGAACGCUUGGAAAUAGCUCGUGAGAGACUUGCUGUUCAAAGACAGCGUCUAGAAAGAGAAAGAAUGGAAAGAGAGCGACUGGAGAGGGAGAGGAUGCACAUAGAGUAUGAGAGGCGCAGAGAACAAGAGCGAAUUCAUAGGGAGAGGGAAGAACUCCGCCGACAGCAGGCACUCCGUUAUGAGCAAGGAAGACGACCUGCAAUCAGACGUCCUUACGAUGUGGAUGGCAGGAGGGAAGAUUCGUAUUGGCCAGAAGGAAAGAGGGCAGCACUGGAUGACCGAUACCAUUCUGAAUUUAGCCGCCAAGAUCGCUUCCAUGAUUUUGACCACAGAGAUCGUGGCCGGUACCAGGAUCAUUCAGUGGACAGGAGAGAAAGUUCAAGGUCGAUGAUGGGAGACAGAGAUGGACAGCACUAUGCAGAACGCCGUGGAGGACCAGAUCGCCGUGGACGGGAAUCUCGAGAUGAGUGGAGCAGUUAUGGAUCUGAGAAGAGAAUGAGCAAAGGAAGAGGGCUGCCUCCUCCACCCAGGGGACGAGACUGGGGAGACCAUGGUCGAAGACUAGAUGACCACCAAGAUCGCUCAUGGCAAGGAAAUGUAGAUGGAGGAAUGAUGGGUCGAGAUCAUGAGAGAUGGCAAGGUGGUGAGAGAAGAAUGUCUGGUCACUCUGGACCAGGCCAUGUGAUGAAUCGAGGAGGGAUGUCGGGAGAAACCUGAUUUACCUAACUCCCAUCACGGGAAGGUCUAUGGAGCCAUUGUGCCGACCUCAUUGUUAUUUGCCUGGGAAACCUGGACAGGCUACCAGAACCUGGCCAGGAAAUUGAAUCGCUUCCAUUGGAAUUGCCUUAGGAAGAUUUUGAAGAUUAUGGUACCAGACACAGAAGUCCUUUCUUGAGCUGAACUACCAAGCAUUCAAACUCUACUUCAGAGAGCGAAACUCCAAUGGGCUGGCCACCCCAAAGACUUUUUACAGAAAACUAUCACAAGACAAGCACUUGCACAGAGGUCAGAAGAAGUGAGACAAGGACACUCUCAAGGUCUCUCUGAAGAACUUUAGUACAGGUUGUGAGACUUUGGAGAUGCUGGCACAAAACUGUCCAGCAUGGCAUGCCCAGAUCAAAGAAGGCAAAGCAGAAUCACACUAGCACAAGAGAAACGCAAGAUGCACAAAUCUAAAGACAUCAUAUUGGACUCAUCGGCCACCUUGACCUCAACAUUGUGAUGUCAUUGGUUCUCUGUGAGUAUGAAGGAUGAACAACUCCCAUCACUUGAGAACCUUUCUUAUGAUUCCAAUCACAUGUCUUGGCUGAGAUUAAGGGAGUUUCAGAAGGGGAGGUCCAAAUGAUGUAAUCUCAAUUCUGACUAUGUUGAUAGCCAGUCAGAAGAAGACAUAUCUAUGUUGCUAGAGAUUGUGCUGUGUCAUCUUGCUAUAAGACCUUGUCAGCCCUCACUCAUGUCCUUGGUCAUCGAAAGAGGCCAUCAACCCAAUUUGUUGGUUACUGCUAACCUA
This is a messenger RNA of Vombatus ursinus (common wombat), 3536 nucleotides long. Its product is annotated as scaffold attachment factor B1-like. Bases 110 to 2743 code for a protein of 877 amino acids. Gene Ontology annotation, cellular component: nucleus. Gene Ontology annotation, biological process: regulation of transcription by RNA polymerase II; regulation of mRNA processing; regulation of androgen receptor signaling pathway. Lineage: Eukaryota; Metazoa; Chordata; Mammalia; Diprotodontia; Vombatidae. The transcript is spliced from 21 exons. The record is from RefSeq and is a predicted model, not a curated record. Gene Ontology annotation, molecular function: sequence-specific DNA binding; RNA binding.